UUUUGCCCUAAAACCAUAACUCUCUUAGCUAUCUCACGCAGCGACUUCUUCCUUCCUUUCUCCAUCUGUGUCGACAAUGGCGUACACUGCGAUGAAGCCGAUUAAGCAAGGGUUGGAGGACCCCCAGGAGCAGAUUCACAAGAUAAGGAUCACGCUUUCCUCCAAGCACGUCAAAAAUCUCGAAAAGGUUUGUGCGGACUUGGUUCGCGGUGCCAAGGAUAAGCGUCUCAGGGUUAAGGGACCCGUCAGAAUGCCCACUAAGGUUCUUCACAUUACUACCAGGAAGUCCCCUUGUGGUGAAGGUACCAACACAUGGGACAGAUUUGAACUCCGUGUUCACAAGAGAGUCAUUGAUCUCUACAGUUCCCCAGAUGUGGUUAAGCAGAUUACCUCUAUCACGAUUGAACCUGGUGUGGAGGUUGAGGUUACCAUUGCAGAUGCUUGAUCAUAUCCAUAUUUUAACUUUUUGCUAUGCUUCAUAUUUUUUUUUCUUAUGUAUCUGUAAGUUUUGAUUGGGGACUAAGUUAGUUGUUUUCUCUAGUGUUACGGUUGUGAACUGAUGAAUACACGAGAAAUGUUAUGCUUCAUAUAUGUUAGAAUGUUUGGAUUUUAUCAUAGAUCACAAAUAAUUUGUUGUGUACUCAGCUAACAUUAUAUCUUGAUAAUUGCUUUUA
Messenger RNA from Cajanus cajan (pigeon pea), 674 nucleotides. RefSeq names its product small ribosomal subunit protein uS10y. Lineage: Eukaryota; Viridiplantae; Streptophyta; Magnoliopsida; Fabales; Fabaceae. The record is from RefSeq and is a predicted model, not a curated record. Gene Ontology annotation, biological process: translation. Gene Ontology annotation, molecular function: structural constituent of ribosome; RNA binding. Gene Ontology annotation, cellular component: small ribosomal subunit; ribosome.